Messenger RNA from Coniophora puteana RWD-64-598 SS2, 1890 nucleotides. RefSeq lists its product as uncharacterized. Gene Ontology annotation, cellular component: membrane. The coding region runs from base 1 to 1890 and encodes 629 amino acids. The record is from RefSeq and is a predicted model, not a curated record. Gene Ontology annotation, biological process: transmembrane transport; carbohydrate transport. Gene Ontology annotation, molecular function: carbohydrate:proton symporter activity. The transcript has 10 exons. Lineage: Eukaryota; Fungi; Basidiomycota; Agaricomycetes; Boletales; Coniophoraceae.
AUGUCUUCGGUAACGCCAGACGGCAACCCUACCCCCGACACCAUCUCUCACUCUGGCGACUCAGGCAGUCGUCCUAUGAACGUCCGGUCACUUUCUUAUGCCAAGCGCCAAACUUCUACCUCCCUUGAGCAGGAGAAGGAUUCACUCGAAGAAAAGAAGGCUCAUCCCUCAGACAAGCUUGACGACGCGUCAGGCGAAGUCGAGCACGUCGAAAAUCCGGAUGGCGAUCUGGUGGUCGAAGUGCUACCGGAGUGGUGGCUCAGCAAAUAUCUACCUGGCUACUCGCCGAAACGCAUGCUCAAGUUCAAGAACCCGAAGAGCUAUUACUUGGCCAUCAACCUCCUUGCCGGCCUCGCUAUCCUCUUCUACGGAUAUGACCAGGGUGUUAUGUCUCAAGUCAACUUGAACGACGAUUACCUCAAGCGCAUGGGGAUAUAUCCUUCUUCGACACCUCGCAAUAGCGCAGCCCUCGGUGGCAUCGUCUCGGUUUACUACGGCGGCUCCCUGAUCGGAGCUCUUUUCGGCGGACAUAUCGCUGAUCGCGCGGGACGCAUCACCGCAAUCAUUAUCGGCGUCGUUAUAUCAAUUAUCGGUGCUGCGUUCCAGACGAGCGCGAUGAACAUCACCUGGAUGUGCUGUGCUCGCGUCGUGACCGGCCUCGGCGUCGGAUGCAUUGAUGCAGUCAUCCCUGUUUGGAGCAGUGAGGUUUCUGAGCACCAGGCCCGCGGAAGUUUCCUCGCUAUUGAGUUCUUCCUCAACAUUUUUGGUUUGGCCCUCGCAUACUGGAUUGAGAUCUUCACGAGUAUGAGCUCUGACCAGGUCAUGGCCUGGCGCGCGCCCAUCGGUCUCCAGAUUGUCUUCUUGCUCGCUAUCCUCAUUUUGGUUCCCUUCUUUCCCGAAUCUCCCCGCUAUCUCGCCAAAGUUGGCCGCAUCGACGAAGCGCGCGCUGUCUUGGAAGCCACCCGCUCCGGCUCCGUCGACGCCGAGCUGCGCCUGAUCGUGCAAAGCGUGCGGGAUGACGCGUCGCGCGAAAGUGACAACUCGUACUGGCGCAUGCUCUUCCCGAAGAGCGUGAAGCAGAAGGAGCUUCAUCGACGUGUCGUGCUCAGUGUGUGGCUGCAGAUCAUGCAGGAACUUGUUGGCAUUGGUGUCAUUACGGUUUAUGCCAUCGAUCUGAUCCAGCAAGCGGGCUUCAGCCAGAGCGAUGCAAAAUUACUUGCCGGUUACAACAACAUCUCAUACAUGUUCUGCGUUCUCUUCGCCGUUUUCACUCUCGAUCGCGCUGGUCGCAGGAGUACCAUGGUAUGGGGCGCCGCAGCCAUGGCUGUUUUCUUGCUGCUCGGUGGAAUCUUGGACAAGUUUGCCCAGGAGACGUUGAACCGUCAUUACGGCGGUGCUGUGGUUGCGCUCACAUUCUUGUACACUGGUACAUUUGGUGCAACCUGGCUCGUCACGCCUUGGUUGUACCCCACCGAGCUUUUCCCCACCUUCGUCCGCGCUAAAGGUGGUGCCUGGUCCGUUGUUGGCUGGUCCAUUGGUAAUGGUGUUGUCACCAUGAUCACUCCCUUCCUUUUCCAAUCCAUUGGAUGGGGUGUCAUGAUCCUCCUCUUCGCACUCAACCUCUUCGUCAUCCCCUUCAUCGUCUUCAUGUACCCCGAGACCUCAGGACGUCCCCUCGAGCAGAUCGACGAGUACUUCGCCAACUCGAACACCUACAAUGUUUUCAAGGGUUCAAAGCAGCUGAAGGAGGCUGGCUUCGCCGACUGGAGAUGGACGAAGAGAUAUGCUGGCGGCCGUGCCGCCAUCGCCGAGGAGAUGGGCGGCGGACUCGGCGAGAAGACCGUGCUAGGGAAGCUCAGGCGCAAAGCGUCCAACGCGGGGCUCAUAUGA